Molecule: messenger RNA, 3016 nt
Organism: Hylaeus volcanicus
Lineage: Eukaryota; Metazoa; Arthropoda; Insecta; Hymenoptera; Colletidae
Exons: 8
Coding region: 1403-2887 (494 amino acids)
Source: RefSeq, a predicted model, not a curated record
AUUUAUGUAAACGUAAAAGUCAUCCAUCGUGAUAAUGGGAUUUUUUUUUUAAUAAAUUACGCAUAAGUCACACACUUCUACUCCUUGUUCUUGCACAUAAGCUAAUGAACAAAAUGAUGUGUUAAGUUACUUUUUCAAUAAAGCGAAACCUUUUAGACAGAUAAUUACUGGAUGCAUUAUAACUUGAAGUUUGGAAAUAAAACUAUAACAGUCCGAAAAUUUUUCUUUCUUCUUCUCAAUAAAUUGUAUUUAAAUUCAUUUAAAAACAGCAUAUAAGGAAUACACUGUAUGUAAAAUUAAUAAAUUUUGAGCUCAAUUUAAUAGUAAAACGAAGUACAUCGAAAUUUUAUGUAAAAGAUAAUAAAUUUCUAUUAAUAUUUACUAUUUAAAUAUUCACCACUAAUUUGCUUUUUAAUUAAUAUUUUUCUAUUAAAAAGUUUUUUGAUAUUUGAUUUGGCAAAAUAUAAACUUGAUAAACUAACAGUGGACUAAUUAAUACAGGACGAGUUGAAACUAUACUUUCUAUUAAUACAACUCACUUAUAAAGAAGGUUGAGUAAGCGUUGUCUUAACGAAAAGCAUCACAGUGCACUUGAGGGCAUUGUUAAUAUAUCAUGUAUUUACUUUACUGUUAAUUGUUUUUAUUUAAUAUACGAAACACUAGUAAUUUUUUUUUCAACAUAAUGGCAAAUAUUUAAAGGUAUGUGGUAGAAUGGUAACAACCGAUUCAUUUAGAAACAAUUUACACCAAACACGUUUUUAUACAAAACCGGUUUGAAAUGCGAGAAAAAAACGCAGUAUGUUUAACAUAACACAAUGCAAAAAUGUCUUCUAUUUCAAUUGUAUAUUCACGAAAUCGUAUAAGAAUGAGCUGCUCUCGUAAUUAAGAGAAAAGAAUGUGGGAAAUAGGCAAUUGCAGAUAAAACAUGCGUAUUUCUACCAAACCGUAACUUAACUUUUUCACAAAAAAAAAUUUGAACAAUUCUUUUUCAUAAUUUUUGAACAAUGUAGCAAAGAACGUGGACGACAGUUCAAACAAUGUUUCAUAUCAUGUGUAUUAAGGUUAUAACAAUGUAUCAUAGCAUGUGCACAAAGAUGUUGUGCAGAAUAUUUGGGAAAGGUGCUAUACAUUAUUGCGCCAACUAUUCAGACCACUCAUUCUAAAUGUCGUUUAGCUUAAGAAGGUGCAUGUAUAAUAUUCUGGAGAAACAAUAAUACGUUAAUUAUUAUAUUUCUUAUCACUUUCUGCAUAAAAUUCUUUUUUUUUUUUUGUAACUUAAAUUUUUUUAAACGAAAAAUUGUUAUAACAAUUAGAUUCAAUUGCUGAAAAACAAUAAUUGUAAUUGCCAAGAAACAAUAUUUUCAAUUAGGACGGUAUUUUUUUCUGGAGUCUUUUUUUUUCAAUGAAUUUUUUCAUUAUUUAUCCCUUAAUAAUAGUUAGCCUUUUUAUAAAAUUAGAGAAAUUAGGUAUACGGGCUAACGAAAAUACUGUGGAUCUAAUUUCAAGUGGAGAAGAUGUCGUACGAGGUGUCACAUCGUUUCUUAAUUCUCUUUCUUUGAAAAACGCUAAAGGACCAUUUAGUACGGUACUAGUAAAUGAAAAUUAUUUAAAAUCAUCCGAAAGCAACAAGAAACUUUCUUCAAAUCUUUUUAUUGAAACACCUAAAGAGGCUCAGCAUUAUUUUUGGAAUGAAAUUAUGGAAAUUGAUAAAGUGCCUUCAUUAGGUACAAAAACUUUACUUAUACCAGGACAACUCGGUGUUUUACUAUUAAUGGUUUUUAACCAAAUAAUGUGUGAAGCAAGCAUUUUGAUUAAAGAUUUAGAUAAAUUUUCAAAUGAAAAGCGAGAGAAAUAUCUUAAAUUUUUAAGUCGUUUGUAUAAUGAAAAUAUUCAAAUGAUUCCUGAAGAUAGCAAGCAUUUUUUUAAUGUUCCUAUACCUACUCUAUGCUUAGACAAAAAACUUUAUGGUAUGUCUAAUGAGGACCAAUCAGAUCUAGGAAACAUUUUAAAAAGAUCAAAAAAUUAUAGAGAAACGUCGUUUAUUUUAUAUAAUUGCUUCGAUACGAGAACUCAAAGGAUCAUUCAGGAAUUUUUGGCAAAAGUUCAUUCAUGGGAUACAAAAUGUUCCCGGUUGAUCAAGAAAACAAACAAAUUUUCGUUUGAGUUUCUAGAUAAAUUUCACGAAGGAAUGGACGAAAUGAUGUUAUUAAUGCGAAAUUUAGAAGUAUCCGGUCUAACGUUUCGGUCUGCAUUAGGGAAAUAUUUACGCAAAGAAAAAACUCAAAAUUCCUACAAUAUAAAUGCUGGGAUAAACGAUUUGGGUGUGCAAGAUCUUUCUUUAGAAGAAUCUGAAGUAACUCAAAAAUCGAAACUAAAUUUAAAGAAAUCAAGCAAUCCACACGGAAAAAGAGAAAACACAAUGUUUCGAAAAAUUGCUUCCUUUAUGAAGAAAAAACCUAAAAGGUUGGUGAAUGAGAAUUAUAUUAAAAGUAUCACAGAGACAAAAGCAUUAAAAGAUAUUUCAGGUGAUAAUUCAAUUUACGACCAAGUAAUAUUUAGGGAGCCUUAUGAUACUUCAACGCAACCAUGGAGGACAAGUAGUCAUGGGACAACUAUAAAUUCUAAAAGUCUAGAGCCCAUUUUUGGUUCGUUAGGACCCAGGAGAUCUAGAUCUAAAGCUACUGCAACAAACAAAGAAUUUCAAUUUAUGGGUGAAAAAGAAACGGAAGAUGAACCUUUACUUCACGAACGUGUCAAGAAAAUAGCUAACAUACGUACUCAUUACACAGACACGAAACAUGGACAAAAACGUAUUGUGAGAACUGAGGCUACUACACAUGACCAGAAAAGGUUAUCAGAUAUUGAAAACAAAUAUGAUUAUACUUAACCAAAUAUUGAGAAUUGAGGACGUGCACUGGAAAGUUACGGAAAAAAAGAAAAGUAAAUAAUCUUCACCUUUUUAACAUGAUUGUUGAAUAUCAUUUUAACGUGUCUAAUAACAGUCUAAAUUUUGCGU